AUGCGUCGUAAAAGUGAGCGCACCGCUAAUAAAAAAACGAAGGCUUCUCCUGAAAAGAAAGUAGAAAAACCUAAACGCACGAAGGCCAGACGUAAGAAACAAAGUAGUUCUUCAGAGAAUGAUUCACCUGAUGAAGGGAGUCCGGUUCGUGAAGUAGAAAAAGUCGUAGAAGUUGAAAAAAUCCCACCGCAAACACCCGUCACAGGAGACAGUACUGAAGACGCCCAGGAUCAGGUGUGGCAAGUUAAAACUGCCGAAGGUUCCGGCGAUGUCGGCGAAAUACAGAAGUUGAAAAUAUGUUUGACAAGACCUCCAUCUACACCAGAGAGGGCGGAUAGAUCGCCGCGCAGUAAGAGAAAACAUUCCCGGGCAACUAGUUCUAGCGACACACCUAGUGUAGAAGGUGUGGAGGAGAAAAAGAAACCUAAACAUCGUGCUAAACGAAGCGCUCGUGAUAAAGACGACACUGAAAGGAACACUGACAGUCAUGAAGAUGAACAGGAAGCUGAAUCAGAGGAACAUACCGAGAAAGCCCAACAGACUUCUCAUAAUGAAAUUUCUCAAAGUGAGUCCCCUCAAGAUUCCUGUACUAAAGAGACUCCCAUGUCUACAACUACUGAGGAAGUCAAGCAGAAUGAAGAAGCUAAUGUUUCAGAGUGUGGUGAUAAGGUGCAGGAACCAAAAGAAUCAAAUGAUAAAGUAGAAGAAGAUAAGGACAAUGAAUCACAAGAAAAGGGCAAAGGAUCACAAGAAAAGAGCAAUAGAUCACAGGAAAAGGAUUGUGAAUCACAGGCAAUGGUUUUAGAUGCUGAUACUACUGUUGUUUCACCUAAAAUGGAUACCAAAGUUGCAUCCCCGGUUGACCCUAUUAAACCUAAUUCGGACACUCAAUUAGAAGUAAUUGACAGUAAUGAAAGAACUCUGACAAAGACAGAUAAUGCCGAGCAAAAGUCUCCAGAACAGGAAAGAGGUGGAUCCGUUGAGAAGUCUGAAGUAUUGGAGCUGCAUGCUGAAGAUAGUAAAUGUGAAUCUUCUGAUAAUGAGGUGUUUCAAACAAAGGAAGACCACAAGGAGGAUGCUAAGACACCUCAGGAAGAACCAGCCAAAGAACACUCAUCAGAUGACCAAAAGGUAAGUAAAAAUGAAGAAACUGACAAUAAGAACUCUAAGACAAUUGAUACUGAAAACAGUAAGACUAUUAAUAAAAAUGAUGUUGUAGAAAGUUCUGACACUCAUUCUAAAAGAAUAAAAGAAAGGAAACCCUCAACUUCAUCGGAAAAAGAAAACCUUAAAAAAGGAGUUGAAUCUAGGCCACAUGAAACAAGAGUUUUACAGCGUAGCGAUUCCUUGCAGUCUACACAAGAACUAGUUCCUAAUGGGCAGCCUGGUCAUGUUAUUGGUAGAAAGCGAAGAUGGGGAUCUAGAAGCUCUAAGGUUACUACACAAAAGUCAAUCACGAUUUCUACGGAUGUUUUGAAAGAUAUUAUACCUGAUGUCAAACCGGUAGAGUUUGAUGAAGUCAUUGAAGAAAAAAAACACAAAGGUGAAAGAGAGGUCAAAGAAAAAGUUGACAGGCCUAUAUUGCCUAAAAUUGUGAUAGAUAAUACUGAUAAUGUAGAAUUGAAGAAAGAACAUGAAGAAAAGGACCAUUCAAAGUCUAGGGAUUUGGCUUCGCAUAGAAAAAUUUCAAUAAUCAAAGAUAGUGAUAGUAUUAUAGCAAGGCCUCCAAGCCCACCCAGAAACAAACAGUCUUGUAUAUUGUACAUCACCAAUUUGGUCAGACCAUUUACAUUGCCACAGUUGAAGAACUUGUUGCAAAGGACUGGCAGAAUUGUUGAUAAUGGUUUUUGGAUAGACAGAAUAAAAUCUAAAUGCUUUGUCCAAUAUGAGACUGAAGACCAAGCUGUUGAAACAAGACAUGCAUUACAUGGGGUCACAUGGCCUGUUUCCAACCCAAAGACAUUGCAAGUAGAUUUUUCUACAGCAGAAGCUUUUGAGAAGGCUAAAUUAAAUGAGGAGACAGAUUCAGCCCCAGUUUCAACUAUUCCUGGCACUGUAGAAGACUGGCUGAGGGAACAAGAUAUGAAACGGGAAAGAGGGGAAUUGGAGAAGCCAUGGGAAAGGAAGACGACCCGCGAAUGGGAUCUUGGGAAGAAUGAUAAGGACAAGGAAAAAGACAAACUGCGACGAGACGACCGGCCUAUGGAAAAAAGGCGACAUCGCUCACUAGAGAAAAGUCCUGAACCAGCCCGUAAAUUUAAGAAAAAAGAGGAAGAGGCACCAGCCAAGCUGUUGGAUGAUUUAUUCCGAAAAACAAAGACGACUCCUUGCAUAUAUUGGUUACCGCUCUCAGCUGAAACGAUAGCAAUAAAGGAGGAACAGCGCCGCCAGCAUAUGGCCGAACACGAGCGGCGAUUGCAGGAGCUGCGUCGAACGCAUCGUCGUCACUAG
Molecule: messenger RNA, 2451 nt
Organism: Arctia plantaginis
Lineage: Eukaryota; Metazoa; Arthropoda; Insecta; Lepidoptera; Erebidae
Source: the annotation of a GenBank genome assembly